AUCAGGAAUAGUCAGUCCUCUUUUGGUCUGGGAACCAGACUAAUGGAAUUGGGUCUGGGAACCAGUUCGAAGCCUCUUUGGCCGUCUCUCUCUGAUAGUUACAAAGAAGUUGUCAUCACCGGAGAAAGAUGGCACCCUCCGUCAGACCUCUGGUUCGGCACAAAAUUGUCAAGAAGAGACUGAAGAAGUUCAAGCGUCAUCAGUCAGACCGCUACUACAGAGUCAAGACCAACUGGAGGCGACCCAAGGGUAUCGACAACAGAGUGCGUCGUCGCUUCAAGGGUCAGAUGAGGAUGCCCAACAUCGGCUACGGCAGCAACAAGAAGACCAAACACAUCCUGCCCAACGGCUUCCGUAAAUUCCUCGUUCACAAUGUCAAGGAGCUGGAGAUUCUCAUGAUGACGAACCGACGCUACGCCGCCGAGAUCGCCCACGGCGUCUCGUCCAGAAAGCGCAAGAGCAUCGUGGAGCGCGCCCAGCAGCUGGCCGUCAAGGUGACCAAUGGCCACGCCCGCCUCCGCAGCGAGGAGAACGAAUAGACUGGGACUCUGGAAAAGGGGGGCGCGUGGGCUCUGGGAGGGGCAAGGGGAGUUGGUUUCUGUAGACUCGAUACAGAGAUGCAUUCCAAAACAGGCAUCUAAAUAUAUUAACCCCGCUCCGAUAACCUGUCUGAUGUGGCCACUUGUUUAGUUUGACCAGAUUGGACUGGGUUCCGAUGAUGACUUAUCGCACGUUGCAAACCUCUUCAUAGUGGCCACCUUGGCUUUUGGUGAACCUCUGGAAAUUGGCCACCUGUUUUCAGUCUUGUUUCAGAUAUUGUAAAGGAAUGGAGAAGUCAAAAAGGAGGAAAUAAAUUUGGCAAAGCUGGAAAUAAAAA
Molecule: messenger RNA, 877 nt
Organism: Patiria miniata (bat star)
Lineage: Eukaryota; Metazoa; Echinodermata; Asteroidea; Valvatida; Asterinidae
Product: 60S ribosomal protein L32-like
Exons: 4
Coding region: 129-539 (136 amino acids)
Biological process (GO): translation
Cellular component (GO): cytosolic large ribosomal subunit; ribosome
Molecular function (GO): structural constituent of ribosome
Source: RefSeq, a predicted model, not a curated record